CCGGGCGCGUCAAUGCGCACUGGAGACUGGAGACGGAGCAAGGGCACCCGAACCAUCCGCCUCAUUUACAGACAGACGCGAAGCCCUCUCCACAUCACUCGUCGGUUCCCACACACGGAAACUUCGUGUGAGAUUAUACGGGCGUUGGAUUAUUUCUUUAUUUCUGUAUUUCUGACGGAUUCGGCGCCUGAAUCUCGGUGUUUUAUUUAAUUUUUAAUUUUUUUGCGCGGACAUAGCCCGAGGGUCUCUCGCGUUUUUUCCUCCUCGAACGCACAGGGUCAGAGAUCCAGUCCUGGAUUUGAGUCCCCGGCUCUCCAGCAGACCACAGACCCACUGCACACUCGCACCGUAACGGAUAAAACCCGAGUAGAAGCCCGGCUGGUGGUGGAGGAAGGGAAGAGAAAGCCCUUCUCUGCGCAGUCGGAUCAAGGAUUUUGUGGAUUAAUGUUCAUGAGGACGCGAGCCUCGCUUUCCAUGGGAUAAUUGUGCGUUUAUUUCCAAGCGGGGCCCUCAGUUUAGUACAGUUUUUACCGCGAUGUUUGUAGGCUCUGCUGAAAACCGACACGGGGUGUGUUUUAAAGGGGUCAGAUCGCGGUGCUAGGCUGCACAUCACCCAACAAAUCCUGACGCAUCCGCGGCUACAUGCGUCCGCGUCCCCCCCUAUGCCACGGAGGUGUUUAGGCUGCGAGAUUCAGUUUUAUAGCCCGCUCUUAAACGCCCCCCGGGGGUUAUGGUUAUUUAUCCCCCAGAGGAGACGCUGACUGUCCCGUGAACUGCUGCUUUUUUCUCCCCCCCCCCCCCACCUCGGUGAUCUAGUCUGCAGGAGGCAGAGACUGGCGCAUGCUACAGAUUUCCUCCGCUCAUCCAGCUCAUCCCAGUUUUUCCACCGUCUCUUCUCAGGCUGCUUGUCACCGCCUGGACUCGGAUCCCGGAAUCUUCAUGAUUUGCGGACACCAUGCUCGUUUUUUAGCCGGGGAACCCUCUUUUCGUCCCGCAUGUUCAGGACCAAACGAUCGGGGCUCGUCCGGCGACUCUGGAGGAGCCGCGCGCCCGUGGAGGGCGACGGGGAGGCGGAUAGAGGGACGACGCAUGGAUCCGGGGGCUGCUGCAUGGGCAAAGCGACAAAGGUGGCCAAGUCCGGCGCCGGGUCCGAGGCCGAACUGAAGGCGUUGACCCACUCCAUACUCAAAAAGAUUAAAGAGAAACAAUUAGAGGUGCUCUUGCAGGCGGUGGAGUCCAAGGGGGGCGCACGGAGCCCCUGCUUGCUCCUGCCCAGCAAAGUGGACGCCAAAGUGGGUCAACAGUCUUACUCUCUCCCCAUGCUGCUCUACAAAGUGUUCAGGUGGCCGGACCUCAGGCAUUCCUCGGAGCUCAAGAGGCUGUCUUGCUGUGAAUCCUACGGGAAAAUCAACCCGGAGCUCGUUUGCUGCAACCCGCACCACAUGAGCAGGCUUUGUGAACUCGAGUCUCCUCCUCCUCCAUAUUCUCGCUAUCCCAUGGACUAUCUUAAACCACCAGAUUCUCCAGACUCUGGACCCUCAUCUAGUGAAACUGGGGGAACAACAUACUCGGCCCCUGUGGGGCUUUCAGAUUCCCUGGCAAUGCAGGAGUCUGGCGAGCGGUCCCAUUGGUGCGUGGUGGCAUACUGGGAGGAGAAGACACGCGUCGGGCGCCUCUACUCGGUCCAGGAGCCCUCCCUGGACAUCUUCUAUGAUCUACCUCAGGGGAACGGCUUCUGUCUGGGUCAGCUCUGCUCCGAUAACAAGUCCCAGCUGGUGCAGAUGGUGCGGGCCAAGAUCGGCUAUGGCAUCCAGCUGACGCGUGAGCCGGACGGGGUGUGGGUCUACAACCGCAGCUGCUACCCCAUCUUCAUUAAGUCGGCCACACUGGACAACCCGGACUCGCGCACGCUGCUGGUGCACAAGGUGUUCCCCGGGUUCUCCAUCAAAGCUUUUGACUAUGACAAGGCCGGCAGCCUGCAGCGGCCCAACGACCACGAGUUCACGCAGCAGCCUCGCACAGGCUUCACUGUGCAGAUAAGCUUUGUGAAGGGCUGGGGACAGUGCUACACCAGACAGUUCAUCAGCAGCUGCCCGUGCUGGUUGGAAGUCAUCUUCAACACACGAUAGCAGCAGCCUUUCCCACCUCUUCUGCCCCCUCCCCAAACAGACUACACCUUCUUUCCCUUUUUUUUGUUUUGUUCCAGGGGUUCAAAGAGAGGAAAAAGGUUUCAAAAGAAGACGAAAGUAUACGAUUCUGACGGACUUUGUUUAAUAAACGACAAAGAUUUAAUUAAAUAAAAAUAAGAAGCGAAAAAUGUAUUUUAUGUUAUAUAUAAAUAUAUUAUUAAUUGUAAAUAUGAAGACGUUUUAUAUGCAUCAUUAUUUAUGUAUUGUGCAAUGUGUUGAUGAAAAAGAAAAUAAGAUGCACUUUGCUUAAUAUAAAUGCAAAACAAAGAAAUGCCAAAAUAAAAAAAAUGUACAAAUAACACGUUUUA
Platichthys flesus (European flounder) is the source of this 2497-nucleotide messenger RNA. RefSeq names its product SMAD family member 7 (gene smad7). Gene Ontology annotation, molecular function: I-SMAD binding; transcription regulator inhibitor activity. Gene Ontology annotation, cellular component: heteromeric SMAD protein complex. Bases 996 to 2129 code for a protein of 377 amino acids. The record is from RefSeq and is a predicted model, not a curated record. NCBI's taxonomy places the organism in Eukaryota, Metazoa, Chordata, Actinopteri, Pleuronectiformes, Pleuronectidae. Gene Ontology annotation, biological process: SMAD protein signal transduction; cell differentiation; BMP signaling pathway. The transcript has 4 exons.